Messenger RNA from Gallus gallus (chicken), 5763 nucleotides. It is a transcript of the gene AMER3, whose product is annotated as APC membrane recruitment protein 3. Gene Ontology annotation, molecular function: beta-catenin binding; phosphatidylinositol-4,5-bisphosphate binding. NCBI's taxonomy places the organism in Eukaryota, Metazoa, Chordata, Aves, Galliformes, Phasianidae. The record is from RefSeq and is a predicted model, not a curated record. Gene Ontology annotation, biological process: regulation of canonical Wnt signaling pathway. The transcript has 3 exons. Bases 617 to 3562 code for a protein of 981 amino acids. Gene Ontology annotation, cellular component: plasma membrane.
UUGUUCUGCUUUCUGUCUGCUAAAAGAAUGGUUUCUCUGGCAGCUUUCAGAAAGUGCCUGCUUCUUCCCUGACCUACCUUCAUACAACUCCAUUGACUUACAAUUCAAGUUGACAUAAGGCAGGGAAGAGUCAGAUGUGUCUACGAAAUAACUGCUUGAAAACUGAAAGAAUAAUGGCCAACGUAAUUAGUAAUUAUACAUAUGAAAAGAUAAACCAGUUCAAUCCUGAACCAUAGAUCAAAUUUGGCAUAGACCAAAGUUGACACUGAUACAAGUAUAGGAGUACGUCUAGAAAUAGCUAAGCAACAUGCAGUGCAGAUUCACUGUGCUCACAGUCCUCAUACUAAACCCAAACGCCCCUCUGUUCUUACUGACAGGAUGUCCUCAGGGCUCAGUUACCAACACACAGUGAGUGCUGAGCCCUCCCUGCUCUGCCACCUUCCAGCACACGCCUUCUGUUUCACUAAUCUGCUUCUCAUGCAAUGCCAUGACUCAGUGAUGGAGAUUGCUGGCGACAAACAAAGCCAGCCACAUGGUGCUCCAAUGGCGCUCCCAGCUGCAGUCUCUGAUGGUCUACAAGUUGGGGCUGCAGAAACAGAUGUGAAGAAGCAGCAGCAUGGAGCUCAAGAGAGGAAAGACCUUCAUAAAAUCCAGUGCACAACACGAGAGAGUGCCACCAGCACACACCGCUCCUGCAAACAGAGAUGAGAUGGGCAAGGACAAAAGAGCGGCUCUGGAGGGAAACCAAAGCGUAGCCCAAGUCCAGCUGGCGUGUUUGGCCACGCACAAGAACUACAGGUUUUCCAGCAGAGCAGCAAGGAGCGAGGCUGGUGAGAACAGCCUGGAAAAGCCUUCUGGGACCUCCUACAAACUCGUGAGGAAGAGUAAAACCCAUGACUGCGUUAGUGAGGCUGACAAAAGCGAGCCGUGCGGCCCCAGCAGCAGGGCUUGUGAGGAGGGGUUUGCUGCAAAGGGCAAGGGGAGACUUGUCAAUAGUGUCAGCUUUUCGGGGAUGUCCAGUUCCACCAGUAAGAAAGAGUGUGUGGUCAACCCCAGCCCACCUGCCUGCAGCAGCCAGAUAAUUGAUUACAGGAACUUUGUGCCACAGAUGCCUUUUGUCCCGGCUGUCGCAAAGACUAUUCCCAGGAAGAGGAUAUCCCUCAAGAGAUCGAAGAAAGGGCUCAGAGAUAUAUUUCAUAUAAAAAAAAGUAAACCAGAGAGCCUCACGUUCCUGGUUGAGAAGGACAAGAAUCUGUCCGCUUCGGGCUGCAAGGGUGAGGUGCCUGGGCGUCUCACAAAGUCCCUUUUCAAUACUGGAGAAACAUUUGCCGCUGACUGCUUGUCCCAAGACUGCUCUGACAACGAGCUGCAGUCCGACUCUUCCUACGACUGCUGCAAUGCUCUGUGUGAAGAUGUUGCAUCGCUGAAGAGCUUUGACUCCCUCACUGGCUGCGGGGAAAUCUUUGCUGAUGAGAGCUCUGCUCACCUGGAGCUGGAGAGCAGCAAAGAAGUCCUGGUGAGACGGAGCAAGCACAAGGAGAGCCCCGUCAUGGGCUCCUUCCAGGGAGGUGUGGAGCAGCUGGCCUCCCCGGGCCAGAAUGAGGCCGUUGAAUUUGCAAAAUUUUGGGACAACAUUAACAAAUCAGUGAGGCUGCAUCAGAGCACGCUGUUUGAUAAGAAGGUACUGAAGGUUCCCGGUUCUGACAGGGGAAAAGCUGGAGGCCAGGCUGCUGCACCUGCCACAAGCCCCCAGACACCGCCUGAUAAAGAUGGGGACAAUUCCAAAGAGAGCUCCGUGGAAACUGGAACACCAAAAAGUGACAACCAGGAAUCCAUAUCCACAAGCGAUGAAGGCUACUAUGAUUCAUUCUCUCCUGGACAAGAUGACGAAGUGAAGGAAGCUCAGACCCCUGGGGUCCCAGGCAGAUUUCCAAGAGACAGCUACAGUGGAGAUGCCCUUUAUGAGCUCUUCUAUGACCCAAACGAAGUCAAAAUAAACCCGGUCAUGGAUGAUGACCUGUGUACAUCUGAAAGCGUUUCAGAACAAGCCAUUGAAAUCCCCUUGUCCAUCUACAGCUUUCACGUUGGAGCUGAAGAAAACAUGGCUUCCCAGCCAGGUAUAGACAUUAUCAGCCAAGGAUUUUUCCACAGCACGUGGAAAGGCAAAGAAUGCUUGCUAAAGCUCUGUGAUACUGAGCUUUCAUUAACCAUGGGGAUAAUAAACUGGCUGCGAAAACACGCGGGGAUUGUUUCCUCCCCAGACUCUCUGCAGAGUCCCAGAUCACAGCCAGAAAAGUAUAAUGACUCACUGAUCACUCGCAGUCCCAGUCCAGAGCAGAAAGUUAGCACAGAGGCUCAGCAGGAGAAAAAGAGCGAGGAAGAAUCUAAUUCAUCUCACUUAGGGGUGUUUUUGGAUGAAGGCAAGGCUGCAACCCAGACCUCUUCAGAAAAUGUUGCUGAAAGAGACUCUUGCACCCAAACAGGUAAUGUGGCCCCCCAAGGAAGGGCAGGGAGUCACCACCAGGACUCACCUACAGCGCCUGGCGCUGCGGAAACCACCGGAGCAUCGAACUGUGUACCUCAGUUACAGGCUAAUGGGGAUGACACACAGCCAUCUUCAGCUGAGGAUAAGGCGACAAUGACAGAUAGACACCAGACAUCAGGAGGUGAAGACCCGCUGACAGAAAGUUUGAGCAGACACAGUGGCUCACAGAGCUCUGAAAACCCUUUGCUAAAUGACAAUCACGACGCAGAGUCCUGUUAUUCCUACAAGACUGCUGCCACCUCACCCCCGGAUCCUCUGGAGAGGGAGGACAGAAGUGAAGCGGUGUACCACCCCCUGUCCAUCUGCGAUGAGCUGCUGCAGCCUCUUGGGCUCGGACACUUCCAGGGCUACAUCAGCCCCACGCCGCGGGAGAGCAGCGCUGGUAUAGUGCAGCUCUUGGAGCACUGCAUGUCACGAGUGGCAUCGUUAAAAAUCAGCUAUGACAACAAGCACCUGGAAGACAACUGUAUUGGCAAUGACAUGAACGGUAUUAUCUGUAAGAUGUCUCAGUACAAAAACAAGCUGCUGUUGCAAAAUGAAUGCAACUGCACUGACCAAAAGCCAGAAUAUUGCAGUAUUCCCUGCACAAAUCAAUACAAUUAUGAAACGGGCUUCCAAGCCAGCAGUCUGUACCAUUUGAAGCAAAAUGGGGAAGAAAUUUGCUCUGAAGAUCAGAAAAGCAGAGCAAAAAUCCUAGAUGAAGUCACUAGGGGCAAGAUCAAUUUUGAAUAUGCCCAGCUAAAUAACAAAGCACUCUCCUAUUUAAAAGACUUCACGUUUGAGCUCAGUGCGGGCGAUCCAGCUCCUGCAGCUCUCAGCAGACCCACAUUCCUACCUCUCCCCAGCACUCCCACUGCCUCACCAGCUGCUCACAGCCUGCCCAUCGCCCCGCAGCCCUGGGGGGCUGAGCAGCACAGCCCGGGACUCUGGGGCUGCAUGGCAGGAGGGGCUGCCCUGUGCCCCCGCCCAGAGGCAGCAGCCCCAGACAGCGCUGUGACAGGGAGCAGCCACCCAUAGCACACCGUGCUGAGAAGGUGAUUGCUGAAGAACCCACUUGUAGAUAUGGAUGCAGCCCACCUCUACGUAUUAUACUGCAUGACAAAAUAACAAGGACGUUGCAUCAAUGUCGAACUCAACGGGACUUUUCUCUAGAAAUCCCACCAGUGGUGUCACAGCAGUUGGUGAUGCCAGCCUGUCUAAGCAGUUAUUGCUUCCUGACAACUUCAUGCCCUUGAAACCAUGUUUGCAGAUGGAUGGUAAAUAAUACUCUUCUGAAAACAACAAAAAAGUAGGAUUUUGGAGUUAGUUGUGCCAUGACAAGAAGGUUUAAGAAAAACAGUGUAUUUCUGUCUUAUUUUGCCACAUGACAACAGAAAAUGUCACUAUAUUUUAAUACACAGAUAUAUGCAGAAUGAUCAUUCACUUGGAAAGUCAUUUUAAGGAAGUAUAAUUAUUUUUCAUUGCCAUAAUUGUUCUUGAAUUUUACAGAAAUGCUUUGUAUAUUUCAUGGCAACCGUUUCGUCACCUUAAAGCAACAGAGCUGUAGAUGGCACUCUCCAUUACUGUGGCAAGAUUUACUUCUUGGGGAAAGAUAUUCUGAAAAUACCCAAACAAAAUACCAGUAAGAAUAAUAUAGUAUGUCCUAUACUGUCCAAACACAUGCAUUUAUCAUGUAGCAGAAAUAGUGAACAUAAAUGGUGAACUAAAAAUGGGCGAAUUAACACAGAACUUAGUUGACCUUGUUUUAAAGGAGAGAAAACAGUCUGUUUAUGUCCCAGAAAACAGCUGCCUUCUUUUUCCAAGUGAUAAACCAGUCUGGAAGAACUGGGUAAGACACAUUAUUAACACAAGUUUCAUUUUUUUUUGUAAAGACGUGGCUGGAGUCAGUUUGACAGCACAGUUAUUUUCAUACCCCACGUCUAAUCUGGUCUUGGCUGCUUUAUCCUCACACAUAAGUACCCAAGUGGCCUGCACAGAACAUUGUCCCCUAUGCAGGUGACCUCUUUCCUUUUGGAAUUACAAUGCUAUUCUCCCUGUCUUCAUUAACUUUGCUCACCAACUCUCUUCUUACAGAUGAUCAUACAGGAAAUAAUACAGAAAAUUAAGAUAAAUGAUGAAAAAAAUUGCACAGACAUUUAUAAUUACAAGAUUUCAGAUAUGAAAUUUCUCAUCUCUUCCCUCUCCUGUUUUUACAAGAAUGGAAGCAGUGAGCAGUUAUGUGCACAUGUAACAUGAGAAUAAUAAUUAAGAAAGGAAAAUAACUAUGUACUAAAGACAGAUCUGAAAGAGGAAAACAGGGUUUUUCCCUCUCAUGGUUUACUAAAAUGUAGAAGAAUAUCCCGAGAAGGAUUAUUUUUAAAAUGCUAUUUUCUACUAAAGCCUUGACAUUGCUUCUUUAAUGCAGAGUUCACUCAACUUUCAGAGGUUUUUGGAACUCCCAGCACUCAGAUGUAGACUUCAGUCCUGAAGUAUCAGGUACUUUAUUGUACUUAAUAAAACCCUACUUACUGCUGUGAGUGAGCUGAAUGCAUACUGCUUUAAGGAACCAGAGUGUAAAUCAUCUCAUACCAGCAAAAAUGUCUGGGAAAAAUGUAGGAAGAAAUAUCCCACAUACACACACUGCCAGGAUCUUCUGUUCCUUCCAAAAGCAGAGUAUGAUAUGGAGUUUGGGUACUCCAGACAAAGAUAAGUGAUGUGAACUUAGCAAAAAAUUCUACAGUAAUUCUCUUGUUCCACUUAAAAGGUAGAAUUGUUUUAAGUAGGUUGGGUUGUUUGGUGGCAAGAUAUCGUAAAUCCUUAUGAUGUGCAGGAAAUGCACAGGAUGUGUGACAGGGAUAUCUAAGAGAGAAUAAUGAUACAUAUUCCGACUUUUACAUAAUGGAAAGGAUAUAGAGCAGUGGGACUUUUGGAGGAUAAAACAUACGUGCGCACACCUUAUGUGUACACACCUAAAAAGAGGGUUCAUGCAUACUUGUCGAGGUCAAGAAUAGGGAAGAAAUGGGAAGCAUGUAUUGUUUAGAAAAAUCUGAGUAGCACAUGAAUAAAAUAUACCACACAUAUAUGAAUAUGUAAUUAUGAUACAUAUGCUAUGUUUAACAUAUUUUGUUAACUAUUUUUCAUAUAUCACAUUCAAUGUAUAUAUGCUUUAUGUAUUAUAUUUUAGUUACCAUGUGUAUUUUGGUUACAUUAUGUAUUAAAGUCACUUGGAUUCUAUGUUA